Molecule: messenger RNA, 4891 nt
Organism: Clupea harengus (Atlantic herring)
Lineage: Eukaryota; Metazoa; Chordata; Actinopteri; Clupeiformes; Clupeidae
Gene: uba1
Product: ubiquitin-like modifier activating enzyme 1
Exons: 26
Coding region: 278-3463 (1061 amino acids)
Biological process (GO): DNA damage response; protein ubiquitination; ubiquitin-dependent protein catabolic process
Cellular component (GO): cytoplasm; nucleus
Molecular function (GO): ubiquitin activating enzyme activity
Source: RefSeq, a predicted model, not a curated record
CUCCUGUGCUUUAGCUGCCAUUUUGGUUUUGUUCCGUCUGCUAUAGCCAGCAAACCCUGAAACGCGAAUUAGACAGGACAUAGGGCUGUUGAUACCGUGACUCAACAGUAUAGCUUCAAGACUUUGGCACAGCAUCGGUCCAUAGGCGGUGGUCUUUGUGGUUUAGAGCUUCAGUUUUCAAAAUCGUUAGAAAAACAGUCCUUGUUGUUAUCGACGAAGUUUGAUACACACGAGGAGCGGUUUGCUGACACUGAGGGUGGACAGAGAAGGAUUAUUGAUGUCCAGCUCGCCGCUGUCCAAGAAGCGUCGCUUGUCAGGAUCAGAGACGAAGACGGGAUCCCAUUGCUCCUCCUCAAACUCUGUCAGAACUGAACUGCCCUACACACCCUCUAACGGCAUGGCUAAGAAUGGCAGUGAUGCUGAGAUUGAUGAAGGCCUGUACUCUCGACAGCUGUAUGUGCUCGGCCAUGAGGCCAUGAAGCGCAUGCAGACCUCCAACGUCCUCAUCUCAGGACUGCGUGGCCUCGGCGUCGAGAUCGCCAAGAAUGUCAUCCUGGCUGGAGUCAAGAGUGUCACCCUGCACGACCAGGGCAUCGCCGAGUGGCGGGACCUUUCCUCACAGUUCUAUCUGCGCGAGGCAGACCUGGGGAAGAACCGCGCUGACGUCAGCCAGACCCGGCUGGCCGAGCUCAACAGCUAUGUGCCUGUGGUCUCUUACACCGGAACACUCACCAACGAUUAUCUCAACCAGUUUCAGGCGGUUGUGCUGACCAACUCCAGUCUGGAGGAGCAGCAGCGUGUUGGGGAGUACUGCCACAGCAAGAACAUCAAGCUGAUAAUCGCAGACACGCGCGGACUGUUUGGGCAGCUGUUCUGUGAUUUUGGGGAGGAUAUGGUGGUGUUUGACCCCAAUGGCGAGGAGCCCCUCAGCGCCAUGAUCUCCAUGAUCACUAAGGACUCAGCUGGCGUGGUGACAUGUCUCGAUGAGGCUCGUCAUGGAUUUGAGAGUGGCGACAGUGUUACCUUCACAGAGGUUCAGGGCAUGACCGAUCUCAACGGUUGCCAGCCAAUAGAAAUCAAAGCCCUUGGUCCCUACACAUUCAGCAUCUGUGACACGACGUCCUUCUCUGACUACGUAAGGGGUGGCAUCGUCACCCAGGUCAAGAUACCCAAGAAGAUUUCCUUUAAAUCGCUGUCGUCCUCCUUGACCGAGCCAGAGUUCAUACUGACCGACUUCGCCAAGUUUGACCGUCCAGGCCAGCUACACGUGGGUUUCCAGGCUCUGCACGCCUUCGAGAAGAAGAACAGCCGGCCGCCCAAGCCCUGGAACAAGGCGGACGCAGAAGAGCUGGUGGCACUGGCCGGAGAGGUGAAUAGCAGCCAGACUGGCUCUGCCAAGCAGGAGCAGCUUGACGAGGCGCUCAUAAAAAAGCUGGCCUCUGUGUCUGCUGGCGACCUGGCCCCCGUCAACGCUUUCAUCGGUGGGCUGGCUGCCCAAGAGGUCAUGAAGGCCUGCACAGGGAAGUUCAUGCCCAUCAUGCAGUGGCUGUAUUUUGAUGCGCUGGAGUGCCUGCCUGAAACUGAAGAACUCAUGCCCACAGAGGAGGAGGCUGCACCUAGGAAUUGUAGGUAUGAUGGACAGUGUGCUGUAUUUGGGACCGCACUUCAGGAGUUGCUCUUCAAGCAACGCUACUUCCUGGUUGGUGCUGGAGCCAUCGGCUGUGAGCUCCUGAAGAACUUUGCCAUGAUGGGCCUGGCUGGCGGUGAGGGAGAGAUCAUUGUCACAGACAUGGACACCAUCGAGAAGUCCAACCUCAACAGGCAGUUCCUCUUCAGACCCUGGGAUGUCACGAAGAUGAAGAGUGAUACCGCCGCAGCCGCCGUCAAGCACAUGAACCCGUCGGUCCGCAUCACUGGCCACCAGAACCGGGUCGGACCUGAAACAGAGAGGGUCUACGACGAUGACUUCUUUGAGAGCCUCAAUGGUGUGGCCAACGCCUUGGACAAUGUUGAUGCCCGUAUGUACAUGGACCGCAGGUGUGUGUACUACCGUAAGCCGCUGCUGGAGUCAGGCACUCUGGGCACCAAAGGGAACGUACAGGUGGUCAUCCCCUUCGUCACAGAGUCCUACAGCUCCAGCCAGGACCCGCCAGAGAAGUCCAUCCCCAUCUGCACACUCAAGAACUUCCCCAACGCCAUCGAACACACGCUGCAGUGGGCCCGUGAUGAGUUUGAGGGACUCUUCAAACAGCCAGCAGAGAACGCCAUGCAGUAUCUGACAGACCCCAAGUUCAUGGAGCGUACUCUGAAGUUGCCUGGCGCCCAGCCCCUGGAGGUCCUGGAGGCCGUCUACAAGAGCCUGGUGACUGACUGUCCUCGCAACUGGGAAGAAUGCGUCACCUGGGCACGCCACCACUGGCAGUGCCAGUACAGUAACAACAUCCGCCAGCUGCUGCACAACUUCCCACCAGACCAGCUCACCAGCUCAGGUGCUCCAUUCUGGUCUGGUCCAAAGAGGUGUCCUCAUCCACUGGAGUUCGACACCAGCAACGAGCUGCACAUGGACUACGUCAUGGCUGGAGCCAACCUGUUAGCUAUGUCCUACGGCAUGCCCGUCUCCAGAGACCGCGCCAACGUGGUCCGGAUACUGCAGGAACUCAAAGUGCCCACAUUCACGCCCAAGUCCGGGGUCAAAAUCCACGUGUCCGACCAGGAGCUCCAGAACUCCAACGCCUCAGUGGGCAACUCAGACGACUGCAGGCUGGAGGAGCUGAAGACACUGCUGCCUGCGGCUGAAUCGGCGUCUAAGUUCAAACUCUGUGCCAUCGAAUUUGAGAAGGAUGAUGACACCAACUUCCACAUGGACUUCAUCGUAGCAGCGUCCAACUCGAGGGCAGAGAACUAUGACAUCGCUCCUGCAGACAGACACAAGAGCAAGCUCAUCGCUGGAAAGAUCAUUCCGGCCAUUGCCACGACGACAGCGGCGGUGGUAGGCCUGGUGUGUCUGGAGCUGCUGAAGGUGGUGCAGAAACACAAGAAGUUGGACUCUUUCAAGAACGGCUUCAUGAACCUCGCCCUGCCCUUCUUCGCCUAUUCCGAGCCCAUCGCCGCACCCAAACACAAGUACUAUGAGAUUGACUGGACGCUGUGGGACCGCUUUGAGGUUAAAGGCAUGCAGCCCAGGGGGGAGGAGAUGACCCUCAGAGAGUUCCUUGACUACUUUAAGAAUGAGCACAAGCUGGAGAUCACCAUGCUGUCCCAGGGCGUCUCCAUGCUCUACUCAUUCUUCAUGCCUGCUGCCAAACUCAAAGAGAGGCUGGACCUUCCGAUGACUGAGAUUGUGACCAAGGUGUCCAAGAAAAAGCUGGGCAAGCACGUCAAGGCGCUGGUGUUCGAGCUCUGCUGCAACGACGAGACAGACGAGGACGUGGAGGUGCCCUACGUCAGAUACACCAUUCGCUGAGAAGCCCUGACGAAGACGGGACGGGGUGGGGGGGUGGGUUUGCGGGGCGGGGGGUGUCAGUGGAGCUCAGGGGGAAUUCACAAUACAAAGAGACUAGCCGAAAGACCAAUCAGAGAGCAUGGAUAUAGCUGGGAGACCCAUCAAAUAUAACAGGGGGGAUGGGAGGGGGUGCCAUCAAAGUUCAAGGGUUAGUCUCCCUUUUUUUCCCAGAGAAAAAAAAUUACGGUUGUUGUUGUAAUGACCGAUAUCCCCUUCCCUUCCCCUCCCCCAAGAGCACCACUCCCCUCCCCCUUCUACCCAUAAAAUGGGGUCGGGGUGGGGGGUGGGGGCGCAGAGGUUGUUUUUCUUACUGUGCAUCAACUGGUUGACUGGUAAGGGAGUGCAGGGUUUGGGGGAUCGGGGAGGGGGAGCAUGUCAUUUUUUUGAAUCCUUGACAGUAGCUGUUGUUUAAACUCUGGUCAUAUUAAUGCAAUGCUUUAUAUGUACGACUCUCCUGGUUGGCUUGUCAGCACUCCUGUUCUGCGAAGUGGCGGUUUCCCUCUGAAAGGCUCCUGUCUUGUUUAAAAAUAAAUAAAUAAAUGUUUAAAUAAUAAAAAAAAAAAACGAAAACAAAAGGUUUCUGUUCUCCCUCACGCCUCUCUCUAAGCGCUCCCCCACCAUCUCAUCUCCUGAUGAAAUUCUUCAGGCACCCUCUUUCCUCACAUUCUAAACUGAGCCCCUCAAGUGCAUAGUAACGUGCAGUUAGCCAUCAACUGAUGCCAAAAAAAAAAAAAAAACCUGAUGCACUGGAAAAGAAAAGAUGCAAAAUUGAAAUGUAAGGAUUUAUUGAUGAAAAAUAAAUAACUUUUUGCCCAUAUCCCUGCCUUGAUUUUGUCUUAUCUGGACCAGAUUGGGAAACUCGAAAGUACCCCCGCCCCCGCCCCAACACACACAGCUCCUCUACCCCUCUGGUCAGGUGUAGCCCCCUGCUGCCCCUCCUGAGGGUAGUUCAGAGGUGCAGCGUCCUGGGGGCGGUGCAGAGCGACUCUGUCUGUUCUAACCUGUUCUUCUGCCCUUGACCCUUGACCCAGUCUGAAUUUCCCUCUGUGCCUCUGGCUUCACUUGGGCUCAACAGAACGGGAACUUGCACAUGACUUGAGUUUUGUGUUUUGUUAGUUUGUUUCUUUCUUCUUUUCUUCCACUUUACGUUCUUCAAUUUUGUUAUUUUAUGUUUGCUUUCUAUUUGAUUUCUUGUUUUUUGGGGUGGGGGAGGGAGGGGAGUGCGGAGUUAUGGCGCACUCACAUACACACACACACCUUGUAGAACAUAAACUCUGUAUUCUUUCUACUUUGUUAAAACUCAAAACAGUACAGUGCAAAAAUGAAGGUGGUGACUUUACUCUGUAAUGGGCGCACUUAGUGUGAUAGUGAAUAAAGUUGUUAAAAGAA